AUUGAAUAAUUAACUAAUUGCAUCAAAAUGGCUGUCCAAGACGUUGUUACCCGUGAAUACACCAUCAACUUGCACAAGAGAUUACACGGUGCUCACUUCAAAAAGAGAGCCCCAAAGGCUGUCAAGGCUAUCAAGAAGUUCGCUACUUUGCACAUGGGAACCUCUGAUGUCAGAUUGGACCCAAGAUUGAACGUUCAAAUCUGGAAGAGAGGUGUCCAAGGUGUUGACAAGAGAAUGAGAUUGAGAAUCUCUAGAAAGAGAAAUGACGAAGAAGACGCUAAGGAAAAGUUGUUUGCCUACGUCGAACCAGUCAUUGUUGCCUCUGCCAAGGGUUUACACACCGUGGUUGUUGACGAAGAUGAAGCUUAAAUUCUUUACCAUAAAAUAUUUAAAUAGUUAAUGUAGAAUAAGGAAUUAAUAUUCUAAGUAUUUGAAAAUAGUAUUUGAUAAUGAAUGUUCAAACAAUCAGAGAAAGUACUAGGCGAAGAAAGAACUAUUGCCAUGUGUGAAAUCUGUUGUUCAGCUAAGGCACAAAAUCCUUUCCAAGUCAACGAUUUGAAGAAAUGAAUUUAUACGUAGUCAUACAAGGAAUACGAGGGGACUCAGAGGAUAAGUAAAAUCUUUAGGCCAAGCCUACGAACUGAGGGCUCAAUUUCAUCUUUGAUUGGAAUAGUCGAUUUCGUACUUCUAAAUGACUGUUGGUAU
Messenger RNA from Yamadazyma tenuis ATCC 10573, 705 nucleotides. NCBI's taxonomy places the organism in Eukaryota, Fungi, Ascomycota, Pichiomycetes, Serinales, Debaryomycetaceae. The record is from RefSeq and is a predicted model, not a curated record.